Messenger RNA from Linepithema humile (Argentine ant), 3958 nucleotides. RefSeq names its product spoonbill (gene spoon). Gene Ontology annotation, molecular function: RNA binding. The record is from RefSeq and is a predicted model, not a curated record. NCBI's taxonomy places the organism in Eukaryota, Metazoa, Arthropoda, Insecta, Hymenoptera, Formicidae.
GCGCACGAAGCGGCGAAGACCGGAGUCGCCAUAUUCGUAUUUUACUACGUGUGGGAUAUAUCGCUAGCACGUGGCGUGCGCUUGCGAAAAAUUUGCCAUAAGUCGGCUGUUCGGUGCGUUAAGAGUCUUUCACGAAGCAUUUAAAAGACGUGUGCUAUCAAUUAGGCGUAAAUCAGUCGCAGUUCCACGAGUCAUUAACGAUAUAUCGUAUCGCCGAAUUUCGGGUAACUGCAGCCACCGUGGACUCGCAGUAUGUAUUCUCCGAUUCAUCUUCAAUUAGCGAAAUGGACUAUCCCGGCGGUAACCUUUGCCGUCGCUUUCUUUUGGUACAAACGCCGUCGGAUAGAAAGAGGUGAACUUCAAUGGAAUGAUUCAGGGGGAGCCGCGGAACUAGAUUGCGAGGAGAAAACUGUGUUGAGCGACACGACGAAGUGUGACACGAGUCUCCACGACUCUGGCGUUCAGGAGGAUAUCAACCAGCGAGUGACACGACAGGAAGAACCAACUCGCAUCCCGAGGAAGGUCAGCGAGAGCAUGGACAUCCCAGUCAAGAAUCCAACAUCGCAGUCUUUCUGUACCGAUAGCGGCCAGGCCAGAUGCAUGAACAUUGAGCCAGUGCAGCAAGACGUACAGCUGGGUAGCAAUCCGAACGCGAGUUACUUCGAGAUAGUUGCCAACAGUCGGAAAACGCUCUCCUCAGAAUCCAAUAGCACCAUCGACAAGAUGACGAGGAUAUUUGAGGAUAUCGUUGAUAUCGGUGAUAAGAAGGAGCAAACUUGCGAGAUAAAGCCCUUCGAACAAAAGUACAUGACUGAAUUAAAUAACGAAGAGAAUAGACAGCGAGACGAGAAACACGCUGAAGACACCAUCAAGACUCAGGGACAAGCGGCCGAGGAAAGAGAUUCGGCCAAUCACAGCCCGAUUUCCGGAGUUCUGGAAGGCAGCGUCACGGACGAAGCCAGGAGCGAAGGAAGCACGGAUAGCGGCAAAGGUGGAAGUAUCAACGGAUACAGGAAGGAUAAUACUGUACAAACCACCUACGACUUUGCCAUACCGCAUCAUCUGGUAGGCAGAUUAAUUGGUCGUCACGGAAACUUUUUACAAAGCAUCCGUACGAAGGCUGAAGUCGACAUAUACGUAAAUGAUCACCCUUGCGAUGGCGAUCAUAAGAUUUGUUCGAUACAAGGCAGUGUUGAGGGGGUUAACGUUGCGCUUAAGAUGAUAAGACAAAAGUUUCCGGAGAAGAAGUUCCCACAGGUGACACUGGCGGAAAUCUCGACGUUAUCUGAUGUCAACGAGGAGAUUCCCACACUUAACAUCCCUCUGAUAAUGUCCACUCUCCCCCUGAUUGAUGGCGUCAGUAAUGACAUCAACAUCUCUCAUAUCGUCAAGCCGAACUGGCUCUUUGUUCAGCUUCCGACUCACCCAACGCAUCCUUAUUUGCAAAAUUUAGAAGAAGAAAUGACGUGCUGGUAUAACAGUGUAUGUACAGAUCCAGUGGUCGAUGUGAUGAGCAAAGGUACAUACGUGGCUGUGUAUUGGAACAACAAGUGGGUCAGGGGAUGCAUCGAAAAUCCGGAUCCAUUAGGACAAAACAACAUAGUGCGACUGCUUGAUUACGGCGGCUACUGGCAACUCAGCAAUGUGUUAUUUAAGCCGAUAAAAUUUGAAUACCUACAUCUGCCUUUUCAGGCGAUCGAAGUCUUUUUAGCGAAUAUCCAGCCGAAGGAAGGUGAAUGGUCGAAAGAAGCUUACAACCUAGUACAUUCUGCCGGUACAUGCGGGAUUGCUCAAGCCUUGAUCGAAGGCCGCAUUGAUAAUAAUGUUUAUGCGAACAUUUAUUUUAAUGUCCAAAACUAUGGGGUAAUCUCCCUCGGUGAAGAAUUAGUAGCGAACGGAUACGCCAAGCAUGUAACAUGGGAGCAUAUGAAGCCGGAAACGAUGGAGUCCAUCUAUCCAUCUACAUAAAAUUCAUUGAUAUUGACUAAGAACCAUGGAUUUUACUCAUGAUUCGGUAGGAAAUCUGAGAAUUAAUAGAGUUUCUUAUAACUCUAAUUUAGUAUAAUCAUCCCAUCAUGUCGAAAGUGAUUACUUUGUCCUUUCCCUCCAUUCGAGUGAUUUACUUCCUUGUAGUUUUUCAAUUGAAGUUUGCGUUUAUUAUACGCCACGUUUAUUAUCGAACGAUAUAAUAAUUAUAACAUAAUGUAACAGCAUAACUAUAUUUCACUACAUGGAAAAACAUAUAAAAAAAAUCUCGGUCGCGUUUAACAUUCACAAUCUUUAAACAUUGCUCAGAAAGAACGCGUCUUGUAUAGCAUAAACUCGUGAGUUGAAAACGAGUUCUGACAAGUACAAAGGUUUAGUCCGAUAACGUAAGAACCUUUUUUUACAGUAACUCCCUUCCCGAACGGUAUUGCUCGCGAUAUUUUCCCACUUUUAACUGCAAACUUCAAACAUUUUCGUGUCCAUGUUAUUUACGAGACAAGUCUUUCAGAUAGCUUCAGAUAAGCAUUUAAGGAACUGUUUUCAUUGCCCUCCAAUAUAAGCAUCUCGAGACUGUCGCAAAGAAAUACAGUUAUGCUUAAACUCUCCGAAAUCCCCGUUACUUUUUUGUACAUAAUGUAAGAUACUUCUCCCAAUUGUAGAAUAUUUAUAUCUAGCAGUAAGGAGGGAGGAAGAGAGAGGGAUAUAUAUAUAAAAAGAUUUGCUAUAAUAUUGAUCGUACCGCAGAAUAGAGAUAAAUAACUGACUUCGUGUUUUACAAAACACAUUAGUUUGAAACAUGUCAAAUAACUCGGACGAAUCAGGAAAUUCGGUUCAUGACUUCUAUAUUAUAUACAAUAUAUAUUUAUAUAUAUAUGUAUCAAUUCUUUUUUCGACUGAAGAUUAUUCGGGAAUCUAUUGAAGUACUGUCGGUUUCAUUCCGCGUUAAUUUUAAAUUGCAUUAAACUUAUUGGCGUAAAAACUAGUGUUAAACAUUGCGUUUUACGCGUUACUUAUCCCGCGUUACCUUUUUUCAAAUUAUAUGUAUAUAUAUAUAUAGAUUUAAACAUUACUUAUAUUUAAUUCGAUACUUUGUUUUUCAAACAUUACUUUCAAUAAUAUGCAUCUUGCACAACUUUAUUACUGUGGCAUGAAACGAUUAGUAUUUUAUGCUUAUUAAUUAUUUUCUUAAAACAUGUGAUUUUCGAUAUAAUUAUAUUUUUUCAGCGUUUCAAGAUUAAAACUUGUUAAUUAAUAAGCACAGGUAUAACAUUGUAUGUAUUUGUUUACUUAAAUUUUGGUCAGUCUAUUGUGGGAUUUGCAAAUGUGAAUUUCUUUUUGUGCAAAAUUACGACGCGGUAAAAAUUAAUAAACUGGAAAAAAAAAUGCAAAACUGAUUUCUAACAUGCAUACGGCAUUCAGCUGAAAACGUUUGGAAGUUAUUAAAUGUUAAUAUUUAAUAUUGUUGAACACAUAGAAAUAUUUUUCUAGAAAUAUAUACAUAUAAGAUUAUAUGCAGUCAGUAAACUCACUCAAAGCGUAUGUGCAUUCUCGCGGGUUGCGAUGAACUCUAAAGAUUUAUGAUUUAUUAUAAUUCUUUACAUUAGCAGUACGACAAUAUAGUGCAACGAAUGUUACAUAAUAACCACAUUCGUGAUUAAUUAUAUUUAUACUUUGUAUAUAAUACACGGCUGACCGCAAUUUUUGAGUAUUCAAACUUUGCGAAACAAUUUAUUAAUUACUAUCGUAAUAUUAAUUGCGUAACUUAAGUUUCAUUUUGUAUAUACAUCAGUAUAAUCUUUGGAAUUACCAUUAAAACUUGUAUCAUUUUCAUCACCAAGUUCUCAAAUCCUUUAUACAUGUUUUAUAAAGUCUCUAAUGAUAUACAGCAGAAAGAAAAUGAAAUUAUACUAAGAUGUAAGCCAUUGUUUUGUAUUGUAAAGCAGAAAUAAUAAAGCUGUUUAUAAAAAGCUGA